GUGUGUUUGUGGUGCCAUGGCUGCUGCAGCGGAGUCUCGGAGCACAAAAUCCUCCGACCUCCGUCCCGCAGGGCCGGAUUAAACAUCUCCACAUGUUUGUCCGGUGUUUCUCCCGGGUGCGUUCAGCGAUGGAAAACCUGAGGCCGGUGGUCCUGAGCGGGCCCUCGGGGGCCGGGAAAAGCACCCUGCUGAAGAAGCUGAUGGGGGAGUACGACAACGUGUUCGGCUUCAGCGUCUCACAUACAACCAGGAGCCCUCGGGCUGGAGAAGUAAACGGAAAACAUUACCACUUCGUGACGCGGGACGAGAUGCAGUCCAGCAUCGACGGCGGCGACUUCAUCGAGAGCGCCGAGUACUCGGGCAACCUGUACGGGACGAGCAAGGCGGCCGUGCACGCCGUCCAGAAGAACAACCUCAUCUGCAUCCUGGACAUCGACAUGCAGGGAGUGAAGAGCAUCAAGAAGACCGACCUGAAUCCCAUCUACAUCUCCAUCCAGCCGCCCACCCUGCAGACACUGGAAAAGCGUUUAAGAGACCGAAAAACAGAGACGGAGGAGAGCCUGCAGAAGCGCCUCAAAGCUGCCGAAGAGGAAAUCGCCUUCAGUAAACAGCCGGACGUGUUCGAUCACAUCGUCAUCAACGACAAGCUGGACGAGGCGUACGAACAGCUGAAACAAGCUCUGAUGGAGGAAAUAAAUAAGGUGAAGAAUAUCAACUCCUCUUCGUAGGAAUCGGCAGCCUCGACCACACUCCUCCUCACACCACAGACCUCCAUUCCACUCUCGUACAUUCCCUCCGAUAAACACAGCGUUGCCAUCCCAUUCACACAUCAUACAAUCCCUGUUCAGCCGUAGCUUUUUGUUGCUAAAAUUUACAGACAUGACAUUGGUUUUUUUUUUUUUUAUGUUUUAAUUUUGUACUUAUGUAAAGAAAAACUCCAUCUUUUCUUACUUGAAACACAGCCAGCUCAUUCCAUCCACUGGCAGCUGCCACACACACCUGCCAGGAAUUCCACCUCUGCAGCAUCAAGCGAGGCUUCCGUUCAACUCCACGUUUGUUUUGAGCUGGACUUUGUCGUACCCACGUGUUUGCUAAUAUUCUGCCUCUCGUGUCCGUAAACUCGUCCGCGGGGAACGAGGCGGCACCAAACAGGAAAAUGAUUCCAGCUUUAGUUUGGAAAAAAGAUUUCUACUGUUUUUGUUUGCUGGAUAACUUUAGAUAUAUGUUGUGUAGAGAUUUACAGAAGCUUUAUUGCAUCGGCACACCAAGAAAACAAUUGUUCUGUUUUUCUGAAGUAACGAGGAGUUUUUAUCCAAAAAAACAAUUAGUGGGAUUAUAUUUGUUAGAUAAAAGAAUUCUUUGGUUGUACUUUUUACUGAAUGAUAACAUUUGUAUUUUUUUUUUAUAUUUAAAUGCAUAAAAUUUAAUCAAAUCAUUGUUUAGCUCAGUGAUGCUCAUCAUUUAUUAUCAAUUCAGAUUAACAAAGCCAUAAAUUCUUAUUUUAUUUUUUUUAAAUCAUGAAACCCUUCCUCCUUACUUUCAAAGAACAGAGCAAAUUUUUUCCCUUUACAUGAAUGCAAUAAACCUUCGUGGAACAUAGCUGAAGUAGAACCUUUCCUUAGAAUUAAACUGACUCAUCUCUUCUCAAACUAUAGUGCGUCGUACAUUUUGAGGAAUAAAAUCUUAAUUAUCUUCCUGAAAAUGCACCAAAGGUCCACUUUUUGAAUGUUUUCUUGUUAAAGGUUCAACAUGUAAGAUUUAAGCAGAGCGAUAUUUGCGGGGGCAGUGUCAACAUCAAUACAGUGACAUGCAACAUCACCUGCUGGUAUAAGGUGGUAUUGCACAGAUUGGGGCUGCUCUACACUCUCAGUAGUGAUUUUAAACUGUCCUGAAAGUUGCAAAAUAUAACUGGAGUCACAACACAUAGUAGUGUGUAGCUGCCCGAUGUUCUCCAGCUUGUGUAAUCCCUUUAUCUACCAAAAGGUGGUGUGUUGAGUCACUCAGAGGAACAGUUAGCGUUCUACAGUCUGACGUCUCAGGUGUCCCCCACGGCCUUCACUUAAAUAUUAGGUAUUGAUCCUUUGAUACAGACUGACGUACACUUUGAUGUAUUUUUAUCUUUAUCUUGAAGGAGGCAACAAUGGAGGAUAUUAAACUGUUUGAAAUGUGUAAUCUCAAUAUUGCUGGACUGUUUCCCAUUCUGUAACAUUGAAAAGUUUUGUUUUAUUUGUUUUUAAAUGUUACACAGAUUCAAGCACAGGACAUUUUUCAUGUUAACUUUUUUAUUUUUUAAAUCAGACUUUCUGUUCUUUGAAAAUACUUAUAACCAGUCAUUCCUUUGUUUAUUAUGUAGAAUUUCAUAUAAAAAUGUUACACCAUGGUUUUUAAAGACUUUACAGUCCUCUGAUUAGUCUGAACUAAUCUAAAAUGUGUGUGUUGUCAGAAAAUAAUCUUUCCCGUGUUUGUUUGUCUUCAGUUAAGUUCUGUUAUGUGUUGAAACUUCAAUAAACUCAAUGUGGUACACGACAAAGGAAAGAACACCA
This is a messenger RNA of Salarias fasciatus (jewelled blenny), 2543 nucleotides long. RefSeq names its product guanylate kinase-like. Gene Ontology annotation, biological process: purine nucleotide metabolic process. Gene Ontology annotation, cellular component: cytosol. The transcript is spliced from 7 exons. The record is from RefSeq and is a predicted model, not a curated record. Gene Ontology annotation, molecular function: GMP kinase activity. Lineage: Eukaryota; Metazoa; Chordata; Actinopteri; Blenniiformes; Blenniidae. Bases 93 to 728 code for a protein of 211 amino acids.